This is a messenger RNA of Pipistrellus kuhlii (Kuhl's pipistrelle), 1479 nucleotides long. RefSeq names its product DNA dC->dU-editing enzyme APOBEC-3F-like. The record is from RefSeq and is a predicted model, not a curated record. Gene Ontology annotation, biological process: DNA cytosine deamination; cytidine to uridine editing; negative regulation of single stranded viral RNA replication via double stranded DNA intermediate. Lineage: Eukaryota; Metazoa; Chordata; Mammalia; Chiroptera; Vespertilionidae. The transcript has 9 exons. Gene Ontology annotation, molecular function: RNA binding; zinc ion binding; cytidine deaminase activity. Gene Ontology annotation, cellular component: nucleus; cytoplasm; P-body.
AUGGAGGACAACCCAGCACCCAGAUCCAGACCCCUGAUCAUCAGAAGUACCUACAUGGACAACUUCAGAAACAGACGUGAGAACCAAACUUACCUGUGCUACGAGGUGGAGGUCUGGCAGGAUGACGCCUGGACCCUAAUGGAGCAGUACCAGGGAAUCGUGAGCACCCUGGGACGCUUACGGGAUCAUUUCCCGGAUCAUAGAAAUCAAACGAAACCCCAUGCAGAGUUGUGCUUCUUGGAUCGGGUAUCUUCUUGGCACCUGGAUCAGGAGAAGCAGUACAGACUCACCUGGUACAUCUCCUGGAGCCCCUGCUUUGACUGUGCUCUGAAGCUGGUUGAAUUCCUGCGGGAUAACAGCCACGUGAGACUGCGCAUCUUCAUUGCCCACAUCCGUAUCCAUGGAUGUAAUGAUAGACUGCGUGACCUGUGGGACGCUGGGGCCCAACUGGCCAUCAUGACCCGCAAUGAGCACCAGCACUGCUGGGACACCUUCGUGGACAACCAGGGCAAGCGAUUCAAGGCCAGGACUAAACUGAAACGAUACGUAGCAGAUCAGUGUCAUAAGCUGGGGGACAUUCUCGCGGUGAGAUUCCUCCCUUCUGCUCCCUGCCCUGUCUUCCCCCCUCCCCUUCACCCCCCGGCACCGGGACCCAGAGCCAGGCCCAGGAGACACUCCGCUCCCAUGCCCUGGCCCAGACUGUAUCCCAAGAUCUUCGACUUCAACUUCCAAAACAUAAAUUCCUACGGGCGGAAGUCUACCUUCCUCUGCUUCGAGGUGGAAAGAUGGAAGAAUGGCUCAUUUCUUAACUCUCUGAAGGGUGUCUUUCGAAACCAGCUGAAUCCUGGCCACGCAGAACUCUGCUUCCUGGAUUGGUUCUGUGACGUGGUUCUGUCUCCUCAUGUGCAAUACCGUGUCACCUAGUUCAUAUCCUGGAGCCCCUGCUUGGAGUGUGCAGAGCAGGUGGCUCAGUUCCUGGAGAGGAACAUGAACGUGGACCUGAGCCUCUCCGCCGCCCGCCUCUACUAUGAGAACGAAGAUGACCAGGGGCUUCGAGAUCUGGUGGAUGCAGGGGCCCAGGUGGCCAUGAUGGCCCCAGAGGAUUUUAAAUACUGCUGGGAUAACUUUGUGUACCACGGGGGAAGGCCUUUUAAGUACUGGAAGAAUGUGCAUCGAAAUUAUUAUAGUCUGCAGCAGAAGCUUGAUGAAAUCCUCUGGUGGACUGAGGAGAAUCCAUGGCUUUAUUUUUGGGACGGAAAGAUGUCUCCAAGCGGCUGGCUCCUGGAGCUGAAAUGGAGAAGCCCUAUCUAACACUGAAGAAGCACGGAUUUCUCUUCAGCUUCUCUGAAGCUCCCCUCCCCAGGCCCCUCGCUGCAUAAAAACCCUUGACUUUAGCUUUUCGGGGAGGACACAUUUGAGAGAUCUCGCUGUCCUCUUCUUUGGCCAAACCCAAUAAACCUUCCUCUGUCUUCAAGCACC